Molecule: messenger RNA, 4160 nt
Organism: Hermetia illucens (black soldier fly)
Lineage: Eukaryota; Metazoa; Arthropoda; Insecta; Diptera; Stratiomyidae
Product: anoctamin-4
Exons: 14
Coding region: 379-4023 (1214 amino acids)
Biological process (GO): chloride transmembrane transport
Cellular component (GO): plasma membrane
Molecular function (GO): chloride channel activity; protein dimerization activity
Source: RefSeq, a predicted model, not a curated record
ACGUCCAUAUGCGAUGUUAUCCUUUUUAUCGGUUUGGCUGCAUGUAAAAACCUUUUCACUGUAACUAGUUUAGUUAGUGGAGAAAGGACAUUCGAUGAAUGCAGUUAAGUAAGUUCGGCUGUGCUAAGUAGAUGGACACUUAAGUGAGGGCUAGGAUGCAAAGUAGUUAAACAUUUUGGAUGUUUGAGUUAUUGGAAGACAAAUAAACCAAUAGUGGAAGUUUAUAAAAAAAUUUAAGUGAGGAAGAGUAAGGAUAUCCAGGAUAUUAAAAAAGUGCAACCAAGCUUUAGCAAAUUUUGAGUACUUAACCAGUGAUUAAUGGACAAGUGACCGAAAGUUAACAAUCAAAAGUGAGAAACCGUCAAGAGUGUGUAAGCUAUGAGCAGUGAUUCGGAAGCGUAUGAACGCAAUAAAUCAUCACCGCGUCGCCAUUAUUAUAACGACUAUCAUUCAGAUAUUGAAUGUGGUGGUGUCAAUGGUGGAAAUGGAAAUGUGAAUAAUUCAAAUGAGACCGGAAUCGGUAGUAGUUAUGAAAGUGUUACAGCUCAUCGAAAGUUUCAACGUCUAUCAACGCGUAAAUUACAUCGUAAUUCAAUUGCAACUACGUAUCUAUCUCCGCCAUUUUUCAAAUAUGGCGAACAUUCCAGUGAUGAAAGUGAUACAGGAAAUGAUCGUUUAGUGGCAUCAAGUCCAGCUAAACAUUCAUCCCCUGCUGGGAUAACAGCUUCAUUCACGGGAGAGUAUCGGAAUAUGAGUGGAUUCAAUCAGCGACCGAGACGAUUUAGUCAGGAUUCUGGGAUAGUGACAGCGAAACAUUCAGGCAUGAACAUCAACAACAGCGAUCCAUCUCUAGUAGUUCGACACAGUACAGAUAGCAUAAGAAAUCUUCAAAUCUACCAAAAUGCGGAAACCCAAAAACUUACAAUUACAACAUCAGUCAACGAAGAAGACGACAUCGUAGAAAGUCCUGUGGCCACCGAAGCGCCUGUAGAAAAAUGGAUAGCAAAGUACAAUACAUCUCUGAUGCCAAAAAAAUUCGAAUAUGAAUAUGAAGACAACAAAAGUCCAAAAUUUAGCCAGGCAUUUGGUCCAAAAAUCGGUGCUGAAAAUAUUCCAGGCACUCCAAUGGUUGGAUUGGGUCUUGUGGAUGAUUCAGUGAAACGAGACAGCAAGGAUUCGAAUAGCUCGUUGUUUCCGGAGGAUCUAGGAUGGCGAAGAUUGUCCGAGAAGAGUGUGUCAUUUCAGGAUGAAAAUAGUAGUUCCAACGCAAGUAAUCCUAGUAGAAAUGAGAAACGAUUGAGUGAUGCAUCUGAUCGGAGAGUCAGCAAACAGGAUAAGGAGGGACUGGAUCCUGAAUCCUUAAUGUUUCGUGAUGGUCGUCGACGUAUCGAUAUGGUAUUGGCAUAUGAAGAGGAGAACGAGGGUGUUAUGACGGAAGCAGAGGCUCGACGUCGAGAGCAUCGCCGCUGUUUCCAGGAAAAUCUGGUAAAAGAAGGACUAGAAUUGGAGUUGGAAGAUAAAUCGCAGGCAUUCGAUGAGAAAACAUUUUUCCUGAAAAUCCAUAUACCGUGGCGUGUUGAGACCCGAUUAGCUGAAGUAAUGAAUUUAAAAUUACCCAUUAAGAGAUUCAUAACGAUAAGCGUGAAAGCGUGGGAUGAAGAGAAACAAUCAAUAACUAGAUUCCAAUUCUGGCACAGAAUGCUGGAAAAUUUUCGUACCAUGAUACAGUUGGAUGCAACUUUCCUGGAAGAGGAGGCGUCCUUCAAAAAAGCAACAGCAGGAGGAAACCCCGAGGAACAAUUCAUCGUAAAGGAUCGCUGUACGGCCUACACCAGUGCUCAACGCUCUCUCAUGGUCAUGCAGAUCCUACUUCGCACAAAAUUCGACGAGACCGAACGUUCAGGGAUACGUCGUUUGCUCAACGAUGGCACCUACUCAGCCUGCUUCCCUUUGCACGAAGGACGUUACGACAAAGCCCAUUCAAGCGGAGCCAUAUUCGACAGACGUAUCCUUUACCUAAACUGGGCUCGUCCAUCACAAUGGUACAAAAAACAACCCCUUUGUUUGGUACGAAAAUACUUCGGCGAUAAGAUUGCUCUCUACUUUUGCUGGUUGGGAUUCUACACAGAAAUGUUGGUCUAUCCAGCGAUAGUAGGAACUCUGUGUUUCCUAUAUGGACUGGCAUCAAUCGACUCCGCGGAUAAUACACCUAGCAAGGAGAUAUGUGCUGAGAAUGGUGUAGGGAACUUAACACUAUGCCCGCUAUGUGACAAGGCGUGCAGCUACCAAAGACUGUAUGAUUCUUGCCUUUUUGCAAGACUAACUUACCUGUUUGACAAUCCUUCGACUGUAUUUUUUGCUAUUUUUAUGUCAUUUUGGGCUACAACAUUCCUAGAAUUAUGGAAACGUAAGCAGUCAGUCAUUGCUUGGGAAUGGGAUCUGCAGAAUAUUGAAGCUGAUGAGGAAAAUCGACCUGAGUUUGAAACGGCCGUGAAGACAUUCCGAAUGAAUCCUGUUACUCGAGAGAAGGAACCUUACAUGUCAACUAUGAGUCGGGCCGUUCGGUUUGUUAUAACAGGGAGUGCGGUCCUAUUUAUGAUCGCGAUAGUCCUAACCGCUGUCCUGGGUACCAUCAUAUAUCGGAUUUCUCUGGUGUCAGUCAUCUACGGCGGUGGUGGUUUCUUCGUGAAAAAGCAUGCCAAAUUGUUUACAACUAUAACUGCUGCACUUAUUAACUUGGUGGUUAUCAUGAUACUAACGAGAAUCUACCACAAACUUGCCAUUCAUCUGACAAACCUGGAAAUUCCACGAACCCAAACUGAAUACGAAGACUCCUACACGUUUAAGAUAUUCUUCUUCGAAUUUAUGAACUUUUACAGUUCCCUCAUUUAUAUAGCAUUUUUCAAGGGUCGUUUUUUCGACUAUCCUGGCGAUGAUGUGGCUCGGAACAAUGAGUUCUUUCGGUUAAAGAAUGAUAUAUGCGACCCGGCAGGAUGUCUGAGUGAACUUUGCAUACAACUUUCCAUAAUAAUGAUCGGAAAGCAAGUUUGGAACAAUUUCAUGGAGUAUCUGUUCCCGAAGUUCUGGAAUUGGUGGAGACAGCGGAAACAUAAACAGGCGACAAAGGACGAGACUCAUUUACAUAUGACCUGGGAACAGGACUAUCAUAUGCAAGAUCCAGGAAGAUUGGCGUUGUUUGAUGAGUAUUUGGAGAUGAUCCUUCAGUAUGGUUUCGUCACAUUGUUUGUCGCUGCAUUCCCAUUGGCUCCACUAUUCGCGUUGCUCAAUAAUGUUGCUGAGAUUCGAUUGGAUGCUUACAAAAUGGUAACACAAGCUCGGCGUCCCUUGGCUGAAAGGGUGGAAGACAUUGGAGCCUGGUAUGGAAUUUUAAGGAUAAUAACGUAUACCGCGGUUGUGUCAAACGCUUUUGUGAUCGCAUACACAAGCGAUUUUAUCCCGAGGAUGGUCUAUAAAUAUGUCUAUUCCCCAACAAACUCCUUAUCUGGAUACAUUGAGCAUUCACUUUCAGUUUUCAACACUUCGGAUUACAAAGAAGAGUGGGGUGCUACCAGUACAGAGCAUGAUCCGGAUAUGUGCAUGUAUCGAGGUUACAGAAAUGGUCCAACUGACAAUGAUCCUUAUGGACUCAGCCCGCAUUACUGGCAUGUAUUCGCUGCCCGUCUGGCUUUCGUAGUUAUUUUUGAGCAUCUUGUAUUCGUAAUAACCGGGAUCAUGCAAUUUGUCAUCCCCGACAUUCCAGCUGAAGUGAAAACCCAAAUUCAAAGGGAGCAACUCCUUGCCAAAGAAGCAAAAUAUCAACAUGGCUUGAAGAAAUCUCAUCAGGAAGAAUAUCAGGACUUGCUACAGGUCCUUAACGAUCAGCCCAAUUCUAGCAGACAAGGCAAUCGUGGCAAUUGGGCACGACGGUUAAGCCGAAUCAGUGAUUCAGCACCGGAUGCUCAUGUGGAACUCACAAAUCGACCGAGAAGAUCGAUAGAGUCUACCGUCUGGGAGGUGACCUAGGAAAAGAAUGUUUUGCCAGGGGUUUAGGUGAAGGAGAAAGUGAGAGAAUAUGGAACAAAAUAACAAACGAAAAUUAACACCAAAAAGACUAAUUAACUUUAUGAUAUCUAAUAAAUGUGGUUCAAUUUUUUAAGAUA